AUGGAAUACUCAUUCACAUUAUCUCUCUGCUUCACUCUCUCCAUCUUCUUGAUCGGAGCACAAGCCAAAGUUCCCGUCGACGAUCAAUUCCACGUGGUCAACCAAGGAGGUUACACCGAUUACAGUCCGAUCGAAUACAAUCCCGACGUACGUGGCUUCCAACCUUUCAACGACAACUUCCGUCUCUGUUUCUACAAUACAACCCCAAACGCAUACACUCUCGCUCUACGAAUCGGAAACAGAGCUCAAGAAUCAACUCUCCGAUGGGUCUGGGAAGCUAACCGUGGCUCACCGGUCAAAGAAAACGCCACGUUGACUUUCGGCGAAGACGGAAACCUCGUACUCGCCGAAGCCGACGGUCGUUUGGUAUGGCAAACGAACACUGCUAACAAAGGAGUCGUGGGGAUCAAAAUCUUGGAGAAUGGCAAUAUGGUAAUUUACGAUUCCGCCGGAAAAUUCGUUUGGCAAAGCUUCGAUUCUCCCACCGACACGCUUCUAGUCGGACAAUCACUAAAAGUCAACGGUCGGAACAAGCUCGUGAGUCGAAGAUCUCCAUCGGUCAACACAAACGGACCGUACAGUCUCGUAAUGGAAGCCAAGAAGCUAGUUGUGUACUACACGACGAACAAAACUCCGAAACCAGUCGCUUACUACGAGUACGAGUUCUUCACCAAGAUCACUCAAUUUCAGUCCAUGACGUUCCGAGCCGUAGAAGAUUCCGACACAACUUGGGGUCUAGACAUGGAAGGUGUUGACUCGGGUUCUAAAUUCAACGUUUCAACGUUUCUUUCGCGGCCAAAACAUAACGCAACGUUGAGUUUUAUUCGGUUAGAAUCAGAUGGAAACAUUAGAGUUUGGAGUUAUAGUACGUUAGCGACCUCAACCGCUUGGGACGUUACCUACACGGCGUUUAAAAACGACGAUACUGACGGUAACGACGAGUGUAGAAUCCCAGAACAUUGUUUGGAGUUUGGUUUGUGUAAGAAAGGUCAGUGUAACGCUUGUCCUAGUGACAAAGGUCUUCUUGGUUGGGACGAGACUUGUAAGUCUCCGAGUGUUACCUGCGAUCCCAAAACGUUUCAUUAUUUCAAGAUCGAAGGAGCCGAUAGUUUCAUGACGAAAUAUAAUGGUGGCUCGUCCGCGACGGAGAAAGCUUGUGGAGACAAGUGUACCGGAGAUUGUAAAUGUUUAGGGUUUUUCUAUAAUAGGAAGAGUUCGAAGUGUUGGUUGGGUUAUGAGCUUAAGACAUUGACUAGAACCGGAGAUUCUUCGCUCGUUGCUUAUGUCAAAGCUCCUAAUGCUAACAAGAAGUCAGUUUUUGAGUUAUUGUGA
This is a messenger RNA of Arabis nemorensis, 1332 nucleotides long. The record is from the annotation of a GenBank genome assembly. NCBI's taxonomy places the organism in Eukaryota, Viridiplantae, Streptophyta, Magnoliopsida, Brassicales, Brassicaceae.